Cheilinus undulatus (humphead wrasse) is the source of this 1560-nucleotide messenger RNA. The record is from the annotation of a RefSeq genome assembly. NCBI's taxonomy places the organism in Eukaryota, Metazoa, Chordata, Actinopteri, Labriformes, Labridae.
GUGGCAAUCACCCGCUGAUUCUUCUCAACAAACCACAAAGACAUUGGCACCCUUUACCUUGUAUUCGGUGCCUGAGCCGGCAUAGUAGGCACUGCCCUAAGCCUGCUUAUCCGGGCAGAACUUAGCCAGCCAGGUGCUCUUCUCGGAGACGAUCAGAUUUACAAUGUCAUCGUUACGGCCCACGCCUUCGUUAUAAUCUUCUUUAUAGUAAUACCAAUCAUGAUCGGUGGCUUCGGAAACUGGCUAAUCCCCCUUAUGAUCGGUGCCCCAGACAUAGCCUUCCCCCGAAUGAAUAACAUGAGUUUCUGACUCCUACCUCCUUCCUUCCUGCUUCUCCUUGCCUCCUCUGGUGUGGAAGCGGGAGCUGGGACCGGUUGGACAGUCUACCCUCCGCUAGCUGGAAACUUAGCUCACGCAGGCGCGUCUGUAGAUCUCACAAUCUUUUCCCUUCAUCUAGCCGGGAUCUCUUCCAUCCUAGGAGCCAUCAACUUUAUUACAACUAUUAUUAACAUGAAACCUCCAGCUAUUACUCAAUACCAAACACCUCUAUUCGUGUGGGCCGUCCUAAUUACAGCAGUUUUACUUCUUCUCUCCCUUCCUGUGCUCGCCGCCGGCAUUACAAUACUUUUAACAGACCGAAAUCUAAACACCACUUUCUUCGACCCAGCAGGGGGAGGAGACCCAAUCCUCUACCAACACUUAUUUUGAUUCUUCGGCCACCCUGAAGUCUACAUCCUCAUCCUCCCAGGCUUCGGAAUAAUCUCCCAUAUUGUCGCAUACUAUGCAGGCAAAAAAGAACCUUUCGGUUACAUAGGCAUGGUCUGAGCUAUAAUGGCCAUCGGACUCCUUGGCUUCAUUGUAUGGGCACACCACAUAUUCACAGUAGGCAUGGACGUUGACACUCGUGCCUAUUUUACAUCUGCUACAAUGAUUAUCGCCAUUCCAACGGGGGUAAAAGUCUUUAGCUGAUUAGCCACCCUCCACGGAGGCUCAAUCAAAUGGGAAACCCCUCUUCUUUGAGCCCUCGGGUUUAUCUUCUUAUUUACAGUAGGAGGCCUGACGGGCAUUGUCUUAGCCAACUCGUCAUUAGACAUUGUUCUUCACGACACCUAUUAUGUCGUGGCUCACUUCCACUACGUUCUUUCAAUAGGGGCAGUAUUUGCUAUCGUGGCAGGAUUCGUUCACUGAUUCCCCUUGUUCACAGGCUAUACUCUCCACUCCACCUGAACUAAAAUCCACUUCGGCGUUAUAUUCCUUGGUGUAAACCUCACGUUCUUCCCACAGCAUUUCCUUGGCCUAGCGGGAAUACCUCGACGGUAUUCAGACUACCCAGAUGCCUACACACUGUGAAAUACAGUCUCCUCAAUUGGCUCUCUUAUUUCACUAAUUGCAGUAAUUAUCUUCCUAUUUAUCAUCUGAGAGGCAUUCGCCGCAAAACGUGAAGUUAUAUCUGUAGACCUAACCAUUACAAACGUUGAAUGACUUCACGGAUGCCCCCCACCAUACCACACAUUCGAGGAACCUGCCUUCGUCCAAGUCCAGCAAGUCAAACGAGAAAGG